AUGCCACCAAAGCCGACAGAGAAACGCUCGGCAUCUGCCUCCGUAGAUGCUUCUGGGGACAAGUCGGCUACUGACCAGGAGGAUAACGACAUGGCAGCUCCCAACCAUCCAAACAAAAAGGCCAAUGUGGAAAAUUCGCAGACUGGCCAGAGUUCGUCCAAGUCACAGGAUGUGUUCGUCACCGCAGCAGCAGCAAAGGCAGCGGCAGACGCAGAGGCAGCGGCAGGGGCAGCGACAAAUGACCAUAACCCAACAACGCCCAUGGACAUUUCCCCCGCCCAACAGGCACCGUCAAUCCUCCAUCAAGCGGCCACCAUUCGCCGCAGCCAGGCAGCAACGGAAGAAGUAGCAGCACCCCGUUCUGAGGCUCAGAUGAUCGAACAGCUCCCAGAAGGUCUUCAAAAAUCUUUCGAACGCGAGUGGCAGAUUCCCGCCCUUCGCACGCACCUGCUUCAGAAGCUGGUGCGCAAGGACGAUGACGAUGACGAUGACGAUGAAGAAGACGUCAAGGCCGAGAUUGCCGGGCUUCACAUGGUCCUCAAAGAUCUCCGAACUACAAAACAAGGAGGCAAAGCUUUGAGCGACGUAGUUGCCGCCGGCCUGCAAAAGACGAAAUCAAAAGGUCUGAUUCAGGCGACUAAACUACUUCAUUGGGCCGACGACUGGUUGACGGAACAAGGUGACAGCUUUUUGUCUGCUCGCUUCGAACCCGGCGGUAUGCCAGACGUGCCCGAGUUUCCGAUCCGCCGACGAGCUGUGGAAGACAGGUGUCUCAACUUGCUGCAGCUGAGUAUUCAGGGUUUGCAAUACCCUUCUCGUGGUCACUUCCCACUCUGGCAAAUGAUCUCGAUGAGAGGAAUGGGCAAAACUUCGUUCGGUGUCCAGCUGCUGUCCAUGCUCUCAACUCGUUUGGAGGAGGACACUUGUGAGUUGGAUCGCGAUGAGAAGCUCCUGGUUUCAUCCGUUCUGAAAAACCCGAGACGAGUCUACAUCGACUUCAACGGUCUUGGCGAUGCCAUUAGCUCCCCCGACCAUGAUCCGAAACGGAGCCUGCUCGCGCCUCGUUUGGUUGCUCGUGCUGAGCUCGGCACCAGCAUCAAGAUCGCACGAUUCAACGCUGCUUUUUGCGCAGCAGAGCCCAACUUCAACGGCGACGCUGUGCUGAACAGAAUCUUCGCGGCGCAUCGAGCAAAGAAUCACAUCCGAGACGAUGAGGUCGCGCUUUUGUUCAUUCACGUGGACGAAGUCCAACUUGCUCACGAGGCUCUCGUCUUAGAGUUGCAGCGAAAUGCGCGGGAAGAUUUCAUCAAGAAUUCAACCCGGACCAAGGAGCAAGUCGAGUCGUAUGUGACCAGCCCGGCAGCCAUCGCGGACUUCAAGUUAAAGGCCAGUGACCGCUUCAAAACAGAAGUCGCCCGGCUCUUGAACUAUAAUUUUUCUGGCCGAUCCCUGCCGAACCUGGUCGUCCUCCUUUUCACCGGGACUGGCGACGCCGGAGUGAGAUUCCAGCCGAACCAAAAUGGAAUUAUGCCGCUCGACCUCGAACCCUUGAGCCAGGAAGACAGCCUAGCUUUUGUUCAACGAUCGGCCCGAUCGACGACACCCUGGCAUUCUGACUGGUUUCAAGACCCUGCCUUUCAACGUCUGGUCGCGGAUUUGGGCGGCUCCCCGCAACUUCUCGCCGCGCUUGUUGCCAGUCGUCCCAAGCAACUUUCCCGCCCUCCUGGUGCCCCGGCUGCCAAAAACAAGGUGCUUUUCGAGGUCGCGCUCAGCUUUCUGCAAACGGAGAGUGUUAUCAAACACAAUCGCGAUUUGUCGUCGAGCGUUGCGCUACGGAUGCUGUGGCUGACAAUGACCCACACCUAUGUGCCACCCGACUAUGUGAUGAAUCCGACAACCGGUGAAACAGUGCAAGAUUUGGCCGAGACGGGAGGCGCUACUCUGGUCCGAAAGGUCGCUGAUCAUGUUGGACUUCGUGUACCGAUUGUCCUGCUGCGACCCAUCCUUGCCAAGAUCCCUGUUGCCGAACGUGCACCCAUUUUGGAUCUUUUCACAUUUCCUUACCAACCGAACAGUGGUCGGGCCUUUGAGCUUGGCCUCGUGGCCACUCUCGCCAUUCGCUUCGGUCAACAAGUCCGGCCGUUCACAAUUCACAACUUGUUCGGCAUUUCUCCCGAUGUCCCGCUUCCCUUCGGCAGCGACAGCACGCAGAGCCUCGAGGCCCCUCGGACCUUCCGAACGACUGCGGCGCCCGUACUGAAUGCAGUGCAAGACACGAGCCCGUUCGUAAUCUCGACCGCCUCGAAACCGACUUUCGAUGCUGCCGAAGCCGUGGAUGCUGUCGACAUCUGGAUGGGCACGAAAGUUCGAGUUCAAGCAGACGCUCCUGGAGUGGUCUUUUUGCACGCUGCAAGCACGUCAGAAUUUGAUGCACGUCUCGUCUUAGAGAGCAUGAACGAUGACGAGCGACCGUUGCUGAUUCUUCUGCAAGCAACGGACGAAGACUUGCCCAAGAAGGGUGACGCAGCUAACAGGACCGCCAAACUCUUCAAAGCGUAUUCGGCCAUUCGCAAUUCGACCUUUGGCAGCAAAUUCGACAUUGUUUUGUGUGUUGUGACUUCGACAACGCUGACAAUGUCGUGCCGGAAGGCGUGGCAGAUCGGACUCGAGAAAGCUGCCACUAAUACGGGUACACAAGCCCCGCCGCUCUGGAUGCUCGAUCCGAACGAUGCUGCUCCGCUGAUGUCAACGUUCCGGCAUGCUACAGUGGUUUCUGAUCCGACAUCGGCCUCUGUUGACGAGCUCUAA
Capsaspora owczarzaki ATCC 30864 is the source of this 2808-nucleotide messenger RNA. RefSeq lists its product as hypothetical. The transcript has 7 exons. NCBI's taxonomy places the organism in Eukaryota, Filasterea, Ministeriida, Capsasporidae. The coding region runs from base 1 to 2808 and encodes 935 amino acids. The record is from RefSeq and is a predicted model, not a curated record.